Molecule: messenger RNA, 1688 nt
Organism: Cucumis melo (muskmelon)
Lineage: Eukaryota; Viridiplantae; Streptophyta; Magnoliopsida; Cucurbitales; Cucurbitaceae
Exons: 4
Coding region: 219-1091 (290 amino acids)
Molecular function (GO): RNA binding
Source: RefSeq, a predicted model, not a curated record
ACCUGCUUACCCCUUUCGAUCAAACCCUAAGCACCCUUCACUCUCGUCUAGUCCUCUCCAAUCUUCAACGUUCGGCCCCUCCCCGCCGAUCGGACGACGCCGGCAACCGCCAUCACCCUCUCCGAUCAGACGACUUCGGCGACUGAAACUCCGAUCAGACCAGCGGCGCUCGCCCUCCGUUUUGGUUACUUGCUGUCUUGGUUUAAAGUCUUUCAGAUAUGGACGUCGAUCAUUAUGCUAUUCUUGGGUUACCUUCGGGUGAGCAAGGUGCCAAGCUGACAGAGAAAGAGAUAUCUAAAGCGUACAGAGCAAAGGCUUUAGAAUUGCACCCUGACAAGAGACCAGAUGAUCCAAAUGCCCAUGCCAAUUUCCAAACGCUGAAGUCAUCCUACGAGAUUCUAAAGGAUGAGAAGGCAAGGAAAUUAUUUGAUGAUCUUCUAAGAGUUAAGCGUGAGCAGCAUCGCCGCCAAUCUGAACGUGAUUCUAAACGCCAGAAAAUGAUGACGGACCUUGAAGCAAGAGAACGAUCUGCAUUUGCCCCCGACCCUGCUGCAAAAGAGCUAGAAGAGGAAGAAAAAAUUGCCAGAAAGCUAAAGGAAGAGAUUGCAAGAAUUCGAGCAAUGCACGCAAAGAAAGGAGCACCUACAACAUUUCCACCAAAGAAGGAGACUGGGGGAGUUGGAAAGAAGAGUGAUGGUGAUGCUGGACCUACAAUGGACAAAGAGAGGAUGCUUAAGGUUUCGUGGGAGAAGAUUGGUGAGGAUUACACUGCAGAGAAAUUAAGAGAGAUGUUUUCGAAGUUUGGUGAGGUUGAAGAUGUUGUUAUUAGGCAUAACAAGAAGAAAAGUUCCGCAGUAAUUGUAAUGUCGAGUAAAGAUGCUGCAGUUGCCUCUACUAGGGCUGUGCUUGGUGAUCUAUCUAACCCUUUGCUAGUUUUGCCUCUUCAACCGGUUUCUUCAGUUGAGAUGCCCAGUGCUGAGAGAUCACCGGAACAUAAUCGAUUGGAUAAUUUGGUAGGAGCUGGUUACCAAGCAUUUGAAGAUUCCAUUUUAAAGAAACUCCAAAAGGCUGGUGAGAAGCAAAAACAAUAAGUUAGCGCUACAAGGAUCAGUUGUACGUGUAGCACCAUAUGAAUUGAGAACACCCUUGUCAUGGAUGUUGAGGUGAAAGAAUAGUUUCUUGAUGCUACUUUUCGGUUUGAAUCAAUUUCUAUAUAGUUUGAGGAAUUAUCUUCCCAACUUGUCACUGUUUUAACUGCAGACCUUUGAGAGGUACCUUCAGUUGUGGUUUAUGCAUGAGAAUCAUGGUCAAGAUGAGAGCGAUACCAAGUAAAGUUUUCUCAUUAAUAAUCUGACUCUUGUUCAUAAUAGCAAUUCAAUUGAAUAAAUCUUGACAGAAAGAACUAACACUCAAGUUACGAGGAUCGUUUAUACUGCUGAAGUUUUGUUUGUAAGUGCUGUACUGUAUCUUAUUCCAUUACUCUAUUGAAGGUCGUUUAUAGGCUGAAUGAUUCAUACAAGUCAAAAGGUUUGAGUAGCUAGCUAGUUUUACUUCUUGUAGAAGUAAUCCUUAGUAGCAUUGUAUAAUUUCUCAUCUGUACUUGUAUCAUCGAACAUUUCUAACUCUUAACACUCUGUUCACUUGGUUUCCCCUCUAUUUAUUUUAUGGCAUUGUUGAGUUGAUAGCUA